AUGUUAAAGAAAAUUACAGUUUUUCUUGCCUUUGUCACUCUGUUCAUCAUCCCUGUAAUAUCAUUCUCUCAUGAAGAUCAUGAGCAACAAGCAGCAACCUUCAUAAUACACGUUUCGAAAUCGGAGAGGCCGCUGGUUUUUAGUUCUCAUGUAGAUUGGUAUACCUCAACCCUCCAGUCUCUUCCAUCUUCAGUACUAUCCUCGUCGUCAGACAGUGGACGAUCGUCUCGAGAAAUCAUUUAUACUUAUAACGAUGCUAUUCUUGGUUUUGCAGCAAGACUAACACCAUUUGAAGCUUCACAUCUUGGGAGUCGACCAGGGAUCGUUUCAGUCAUCCCUGAGCGUUAUCACCAAUUCUAUACCACUCAUACUCCCCAGUUCCUGGGUCUUAGUAGUGAUCAUUCUGGUCUAUGGCAUAACUCAGGUUAUGGAGAUGAUGUCAUAAUCGGUGUUAUAGAUUCCGGAAUCUGGCCGGAACGACAAAGUUUUAAUGACUCUCGUUUGGGUCCUAUACCAAAAAGAUGGAAAGGUACUUGUGAGACGGGACCGGAUUUUCCGGAAACAUCUUGCAACCGGAAGAUAAUUGGUGCACGGGCAUAUUACAAAGGUAUAGAAGCACGGAUAGGACACAAGGUCGAUGCAAAUGGUACAGAAUCUAGAUCCCCCAGGGAUACAUUCGGGCAUGGUACACAUUGUGCUUCAACUGCGGCUGGGUCUUCUGUUAAGAAUGCGGGGUUUCGUAAAUAUGCUGUUGGGGAAGCCAGAGGUAUUGCAACUAAAGCUAGAAUUUCUGCUUACAAGAUCGGUUAUCUCACAGCUGGGAUUGCUGAUUCUGAUAUUCUAGCUGGCAUGGAUCAAGCUAUUGCAGAUGGAGUUGAUGUGAUAACUAUAUCGUUUGGUGUUGAGAAUAACACUUAUCCAUACUAUCAAAAUGUGAUUGCCAUCGCUGCUUUUGCGGCUAUGGAGAAAGGAAUUAUAGUUUCUUGUGCAGCUGGAAACUCAGGACCUGUCCCAAUGACGGCGAUUAAUAUUGCACCGUGGAUUUUGACUGUUGGAGCGUCCACAGUUGAUAGAGAAUUCCCUGCGGAUGUAAUUUUAGGCGAUGGUCAAGUAUUUCCUGGCGCUUCACUGUACUCUGGCGCUGUAAUACCAAAUGAUACUUACAUAGAAAUUGUUUAUGCGGCUGGUGAUCAUCCUCGCAGCUCAAACUGCUUAAAGGGUUCAUUAAAUUCUACAGAAGUUGCUGGUAAAAUUGUUAUCUGUGAUGGUCGUGGAGCAGGUGAGCGUAAAGGGACUGUAGUUAAAAAUGCUGGUGGUGCAGGAAUGAUUUAUAUCUGGAAUGGGGAGGAUUUGAUUGCUGAACCUUAUCCAAUUCCAGCAGCUCAAGUAAGUAAGACGUCUGGUGCAAAGAUCAUAGAGUAUAUUAAUAAUCAUCAUCCACACGGUCAAAGACCAAGCGCUACAAUCAAAUUCCGAGGAACCGUAAUUGGUUCUUCUUCAUCCCCUGCUCCUAAGGUUGCAUUCUUUUCUAGCCGUGGCCCAAAUCGAAUAACACCAGAGAUCCUUAAACCAGAUGUGAUUGCACCAGGCGUAAAUAUCUUGGCUGCUUAUACAGGAUAUGGUUCAGACUCUACUUCUUUGGAAGAGUUCCAAAUAGAUUCUGGUACUUCAAUGGCAUGCCCUCAUGUCAGCGGUUUGGCUGCGCUGCUUCGAAAGGCUUAUCCUAAGUGGUCUCCUGCUGCAAUCCGAUCUGCUCUAAUGACUACUGCUUAUACUGUUGACACUACAGGUAAGUCUAUUGCUGAAUUUGGUACAGGAAACUUUUCAACACCAUUCCAACAUGGGUCUGGCCAUGUGGACCCGAACCGAGCACUUAAUCCGGGUUUGGUGUACGAUAUUAUUCCUAGUGAUUAUGAAGCAUUCUUCUGUUCCAUUGGUUAUGAUGCAAAACAGAUUAGAGUUUUUAUUAAAGAUAAGAAGGUUGAUUGCAAGUCAAUCGGGUUAUCUAAUCCGGGUGACCUUAACUAUCCAUCAUUUUCUGUUGUUUUCAAAUCCGGGUUUGAUACGGUUAAGUAUAAGAGAGUGGUUAAGAAUGUUGGAAGUUCAGUGAAUGCAGUUUACGAUGUCAAAAUUAGAGCUCCUACAUCAUUUGUUAAGAUAAGAGUGUGCCCAACCAGACUAGUGUUUAGUAUGAACAAGACGAGUUUGCCUUAUGAAAUCACAUUCGAGUCAAGGCUAACGGAUACGGACACCAUAAAAGAGGCAUUCGGGUCGAUUGAAUGGUAUGAUGGAGUUCAUGUUGUGAAGAGUCCUACUGCAUUUAGGUGGGGUGUUACUUCUACCAGUAGCUUUACAUCUUCUGUUUAAUGUUUACAAAUUAGCUUGUAGUAAUAUUCUUAAUUUCAAUCUCUUGCUGAUCAUCUACAACCAUGUUUGUAAGCUUCUUUUAAAUGCGCAUGCAAGCAAUGCA
Papaver somniferum (opium poppy) is the source of this 2470-nucleotide messenger RNA. Its product is annotated as subtilisin-like protease SBT1.4. Gene Ontology annotation, biological process: proteolysis. The coding region runs from base 1 to 2367 and encodes 788 amino acids. Gene Ontology annotation, molecular function: serine-type endopeptidase activity. The transcript has a single exon. The record is from RefSeq and is a predicted model, not a curated record. Lineage: Eukaryota; Viridiplantae; Streptophyta; Magnoliopsida; Ranunculales; Papaveraceae.